AUGAUUUUGAAGAUGUCCAUGUCCUCCUCCAACAACACCAACCAACCCUUAAGUUCUUCCAACCUUCCAUCCGAACACCAACCAAACCCAAAGGGCGGUCUCAACGCCAUCACUAUACGGUCGGAAACUACAUUGGAAGAGAUACCUCCAAGGGUUUUAGAGGACAUUUAUGAGGAAGAAGUGAUUGUUGAAGCUCCACCUGAAAAGGGGGAGGUAGACAAAAGGCAUGAGGAAGAAGGAGUAAACCUCAAGGAACCCAAGAGGAAAGCUCUAGUGGAUGAGUCCAUCCAUAUUCCAUUCCCUUCCAUUGUGAAGAAAGCAAAGAAGACACCGGAAUUUGAUUUGAACAUGCUUCAAGUAUUUAAGAAGGUUGAGGUAACCAUACCACUUCUUGAUGCUAUUCAACAAAUUCCAAAGUAUGCAAAAUUCUUGAAAUACUUAUGCACACACAAAUAUAGGAUAGGAGAAUUGGAGACAUUAUCCUUGGGUAGUUCAAUUUCUUCCUUGAUGGAACCUAUUCCAAAAAAAUGUGGUGACCCUGGGCCUUGUUUGGUGUCUUAUUGUAUUGGUGGACACACUUUUCAUGAUUGUAUAUGUGAUCUUGGAGCUUGUGUAAGCAUCAUGCCGCUUUCUACCUUUGUGCGGUUGAAUUUAGCUCCAUUUAAGAAGUCGGCGGUGAGGUUUGCCUUGGUCGAUAAAAGUGUAAUCAUAGUAACAGGAAUAGCCGAAGAUGUACUUGUGGCGAUCAAGGAUUUGAUCUUUCCGGCUGACUUUUACAUCUUUGAAAUGCCUCCAACAGAAAAUAGAAGCUCAUCCUCCGUUCUACUUGGUAGACCCUUCCUUAAGACCUAUAAAUUCAUGUUAGAUGCCUUCACCGGUACAUAUUCCUUUGAGGUUGGAGACAAGACUAUCAAGUUCAAUUUGGAAGAAGCCAUGAAGCAUCCUCCUGAAAAGCAUUCCGUUCUCCGAUGUGAUGUAAUUGAUGAAGUUGUAGCGGAAGUGCAAGAAGAAGACCAUAACAAGUUGUGCUACCACAUUGUUGAAGAGACAGAUGACCAAGAGGGUGAACAUGAGAAAGUUGUUAAGAAUGAACUCUGUGAGCUUGACGAAAAGGAACCUCGGCUUGAGGCAAAAAGUGAAUUGAAGCCUCUUCCAUCUCAUUUGAAGUAUGCUUUCUUAGAGGACAACCAAAAAUUUCCGGUCAUUAUUACUAGUAAGCUUUCUAGUGAAGAAGAAAAGCUCCUAGAUGUUCUCAGAAAGUACAAGAAGGCAAUUGGUUGGAGCCAAGCCGAUAUUGUGGGGAUUGACCCUUGCAAGUGCAUGCAUCGGAUAUUUCUCCAAGAUGGAGCUAGGCCGGUUAGGCAACCGCAAAGGAGGCUCAAUCUAACUAUCCUCAAUGUGGUAAAGAAGGAGGUCACUAGGCUACUUGAUGCGUGUAUCAUAUACCCAAUUUCUGAUAGUGAAUGGGUGAGCCUGGUCCAGGUUGUUCCCAAGAAAUUAGGCAUCACUGCGGUUACAAGGGAUGAUGGUGAAGUGGUCACCAAGAGAAUUCACAUUGCUCCUGAAGAUCAGGAAAAGACCACAUUCACUUGCCCUUUUGUCACCUUUGCCUAUAAAAGGAUGCCAUUUGGACUAUGUAAUGCACCCGCUACUUUUCAGCAGUGCAUGACCAGUGUCUUUUCUGAUCUAAUAGAGAAUUGUCUGGAAGUCUUUAUGGAUGACUUCAGUGUUUGUGGAACUUCUUUUGAUUCUUGCUUUGAGAACUUGGCCAAGGUCUUGGCUAGAUGUGUUGACACCAACCUUGUCUUAAAUUUUGAAAAAUGUCAUUUUAUGGAUGUGGACUUUGAGUUUGACAGUGAAUGUGUGAAAGCUUUUGAAGAGCUAAGGAGAGCUCUUACCACGGCACCGAUUGUGCGAGAACCCAACUGGAUGUUGCCAUUUGAGAUAAUAUGCGAUGCGUCAAACCAAGCUAUAGGUGUCGCACUUGCACAGCGCGAUGGUAAACUCCCUUAUGUCAUUGCAUACUCUUCUAAAACACUUGAUGCGGUACAAUCCAACUAUACCACUACUGAAAAGGAACUCCUAGCUAUUGUUCAUGCUUUAGAUAAAUUCAGAUCUUAUUUGCUAGGAUCAAAGAUAGUGGUAUACACGGAUCAUGUGGCUUUGAAAUACUUAUUGUCAAAGAAUGAGUCAAAACCUAGACUCAUACGUUGGAUCUUGCUUUUGCAAGAAUUCGACAUUGAGAUUAAGGACCGGAGUGAAUCUCAAAACUUGGUUGUGGAUCAUUUAAGCUGCCUUUAG
This is a messenger RNA of Arachis duranensis, 2301 nucleotides long. RefSeq lists its product as uncharacterized. The record is from RefSeq and is a predicted model, not a curated record. The transcript has 3 exons. Bases 1 to 2301 code for a protein of 766 amino acids. Lineage: Eukaryota; Viridiplantae; Streptophyta; Magnoliopsida; Fabales; Fabaceae.